Messenger RNA from Mollisia scopiformis, 1231 nucleotides. RefSeq lists its product as uncharacterized. Lineage: Eukaryota; Fungi; Ascomycota; Leotiomycetes; Helotiales; Mollisiaceae. The transcript has a single exon. The coding region runs from base 67 to 1152 and encodes 361 amino acids. Gene Ontology annotation, molecular function: oxidoreductase activity. The record is from RefSeq and is a predicted model, not a curated record.
GACAGAGUAAUGCAGCUCUUCAUGAGAGAGGAAAGACAACUUUCCAGCUUUCCAACUUCCAUCACAAUGACGACUAUAACAACAACUAGCAAGCCUAAUGAUCUGGUCGCAACUUCGAGACCGACAGACUUGCAUUGCUCCUUCAAUUACUACUCGGCUCCUACCCGACCGAAACUUGAUGACUUGACCAUCAUAGCUGGUGCUUCAGCAGAUCUAUCUUCCUAUACUCUCCCAGUGACCGAUUUACGCAGUCUAUCCGCACCCAUUUCAGGUUAUAACCAUGAAGCAAAUGGGUUCCAGGUCCUCCACCAGGAGCUCCCGAUCGACAGCUCACAUGAAUCGGUUCACGACAACAAAGUCAUGACCACGCAAUACUACCCAGCAAUUAAAUCUUUGCUGAAGAAAGAACUCGGCCUUCGAUCAGUAGCCGUGAUCAACAAGACACUACGGGACGUCGCAUCUAUUGACAUGUCUACUCUAGACCUGAAGAAUCCACGUCAACUGACGAGCACCCCGCCGUUCUUCAUUUCCCACUCAGAUUACACUGCUGCUGGCGCGAGAGCCCAUUUCCGUGCAAUCACUUCUGACUGGUCAGAAGAAAACCAGACCGAGGAAGAAAGAGCAGAGUUUUUGCGCCUUCGAGACGAAAUCAUUGCCGCCGAGGACGUCGCUAUAGCAAAAGCAGGUCUCGGCGCCGGAAAUGGUGACAUGGUGGCUGGUAAAGGAGGACACUGGGACUGGGAUGGAACGGGAUACGAUGGUCCUCGCUAUGGGAUCUUUAGUGUCUGGAGGCCGUGGGAGACUGUAAAGCGUGAUCCGCUGGCUCUCAUGGGUGCAGCAGAAUCUGAUCUUGACUACGCUGUUCUGCCGCGGAGUUAUAAGAAUCGACCCGGGCAUGUCAAAAGCUAUUACAGCGAAAACCCGAUCGUGCGCCAUCCAGGUGCACGGGAAGAGGCAAAGCACAAGUGGUGCUAUCUGAGUGAGCAGAAGCCUGAGGAGGUGUAUGCCAUCAAGCUCUAUGAUAGUGAGGCUUUGAGAAGGAAGGAUGAGAGUGUGCGGCUCAUGUGUCCCCACAGUGCCUUCCGUAUAGAUGGUACAGAGGAUGCUCCGCCACGUAGAAGUUGUGAAUUGCGUGUGUGGUGCAUUUGGUGAUUGGAGGGGCAUGUUCUGUCUGUUGCUCUCACAAUCUGUGUCCUGUCAUUUUCGCGAGUUACAUUCUUUGAAAUAAAAG